AUUUACAAACCGAACAAUCACUACCUUUCUCAUAUCGGCUAUAUUGUGCGAAAAGCGGGAUGCAUGAGAUCUUAUAGUGCAAGAUCCAUGGAAAGAACAAUUGACAAAUAUUCCAAAUUGAUUAAAGUUGUUCGAACAGCUUGCGAUAUCGAAACCCUUCUUUUGGAGACAAAUGGGCCGUUCAAUCACAUCGACCUACCCAAACUCUCUUUUGAUAAUAGUAAAGGAAUGUUUGGACUAUUAUUCAUGCAAUGUACACGCCGGAAAAAACGCUGGGAAUAUGGUGGAAAGACUCUCGAUUCGUGGAUAUAUAAAUUUGGCUUUAGACACAGUCAGUUUGUUGGAUACAAUCACGGCAACAAAAACAUCACCGGAUGAUUUUAUAGAGCUGCCGCUUACAGCAAUCCACAACCAAAAUCAUCAGCUAUGGAGCCCGUUCACCUUAUUUUCUCAAGACAUGGUCGAAUCGGUCCCCAUUGAUACGUUUCUUCGAGAGCUAAAAAUUUAUUACAGCCGUUCAACAACAUUGCCUCUCUCUCAUAUCACCAUUAACAAUAUGAACUUCAAAAUUGCUGCCCGCGCACUUUUGUACAGCCUUGUAAUAAGUUCCAAAAUGUACCGUAGAAUCCGAUCGGAACAUCGCCGUGGAAAUCACUUUGUACUAUUCAAUGCAAGCUAUAAAUCCAAAACUUGUUGGUACAUUGGGGCGUUGCUUUUUUACUUCGAGCACAACAACUCAUCCGAUACUCAAAACGCACAAUUGGUUUUUGUUGAAGUAGUUUUUCUAAUAUCCUUAACCACCCAAACAUUUUUUAACAGUAAUAAUAUUGUUCUUUACCCUUCUUUACAAAAUAACAUGGCAAGUAACACGACAAAUAACAUUACUUACAGCGCAAACGGUACCCCUGUGGUGCAAUCCGCUCAAACUGCAGCAUCUGCCUUUAUUGCCCCUCCUAAAAGACGUACUGGUGACAACCAACGCAUUGCUGUGCUCGAGGGUCGUAUGGAUGCAUAUGAACGAAGAAAUCGACUUGUUGGUGAUAGAAUAGGAAUUAUUGUUAUCCACAUACAUAUACAUAUGUCUUUUCC
Mucor mucedo is the source of this 1089-nucleotide messenger RNA. RefSeq lists its product as uncharacterized. The annotation marks the transcript as partial. The transcript has 2 exons. Lineage: Eukaryota; Fungi; Mucoromycota; Mucoromycetes; Mucorales; Mucoraceae. The record is from RefSeq and is a predicted model, not a curated record.